Molecule: messenger RNA, 1352 nt
Organism: Trichomycterus rosablanca
Lineage: Eukaryota; Metazoa; Chordata; Actinopteri; Siluriformes; Trichomycteridae
Product: zinc finger protein 239-like
Exons: 1
Biological process (GO): regulation of transcription by RNA polymerase II
Cellular component (GO): nucleoplasm
Molecular function (GO): DNA-binding transcription repressor activity, RNA polymerase II-specific; RNA polymerase II cis-regulatory region sequence-specific DNA binding
Source: RefSeq, a predicted model, not a curated record
CACAAUCACAUCAAGAGCUGCAACCAUGAUAAAUAUGAUGAUGCGCUGGUGAAGAUUAAGACUGAACAUGAGGAUCUGACGCCCACCAGAAGCUCCAGUAAUCAGCAAACGUCCUCUGGUACUGUCAGCAUUAACACCUCUCUCAGUCCCACACAGGAAGAAGGAAACGUCUGCUCACAGUGUGGGAAGAGCUUCAGUACCCGGAGGAAUCUAAAAAUACACCAGCGCAUUCACACUGGAAAGAAACCGUAUCAGUGCUCAGAGUGUGGGAAGGGUUUUAGGUACCAGAAUGAAUUCAAAGAACACCAGCGCAUUCACACUGGAGAGAAACCGUAUCAGUGCUCACAGUGUGAGAAGAGCUUUAAUCGUCGAAGUAAUCUCAAAAUACACCAGCGCAUUCACACUGGAGAGAAACCGUAUCUGUGCUCUCAGUGUGGGAGGAGUUUUAAUCAACAGAGAACUCUGACAAGACAUCAGCGCAUUCACACUGGAGAGAAACCGUAUCACUGCUCACAGUGUGGAAAGAGUUUUAAGCAUGAAAGUUAUCUCAAAGAACACCAGCGCAUUCACACUGGAGAGAAACCGUAUCAGUGCUCACAAUGUGGAAAGAGUUUUAGUCAUCAGAGUUCUUUUAAAAAACACCAGCUCAUUCACACUGGAGAGAAACCACAUCAGUGCUCACAGUGUGGGAAGAGCUUUAAUCAACAAAGUAAUCUCAAACUACACCAGCGCAUUCACACUGGAGAGAAACCGUAUCAGUGCUCACAGUGUGGAAAGAGUUUCAAGCAUCAAUGUUAUCUCAAUGAACAUCAGCGCAUUCACACUGGAGAGAAACCGUAUCAGUGCUCACAGUGUGGAAAGAGUUUUAAUCGUCAAAGUCAUCUCAAAAGACACCAGCGCAUUCACACUGGAGAGAAACCAUAUCAGUGCUCACAGUGUGGGAAGCGUUUUAAUCAACAGAGUAAACUAAAACACCAGUGCAUUCACAUUUUACAGAAAUGAUGCUCACAGUGUGGGAGCUGCUUUAGACACAAGUGUGACACAUCAGAUUGUAUCAGAUUAUUUCUGUUUCUGAAAAACUCUUUAUUAAAAUCUUCUACUUUGAAUCUUCUACAAAUCACUUUAUAGUCACGUCACAUUAACACAGGUGUGAAAGGUGAGUGAAAUGCUUAGGUGCUCGGUCCCUCAGAGUUGCAACACACAUUAAUUACAAAAAUAUACACCUUAACUUACAGAAAAACUAAAAACUAGCACCAUUUGUUCAGGAUAUACAGAUAUAAUACAGGAUUCUGUGUGCAGAUGUACAAGAUUAUGAAAGUGAAUGAAUAUAAAUACAUAAAAAUACAAUUGAA